Molecule: messenger RNA, 6092 nt
Organism: Rhopilema esculentum
Lineage: Eukaryota; Metazoa; Cnidaria; Scyphozoa; Rhizostomeae; Rhizostomatidae
Product: band 3 anion transport protein
Biological process (GO): monoatomic ion homeostasis; transmembrane transport; bicarbonate transport
Cellular component (GO): plasma membrane
Molecular function (GO): monoatomic anion transmembrane transporter activity; solute:inorganic anion antiporter activity
Source: RefSeq, a predicted model, not a curated record
GUGGCACUUGCUGGAAGACCAUGUGCAAAGUCUAGGAAGGUUCUAGGGACGUAAACAAGGCAAGGAUACUCUGGUAAAGACGGAGAAAAACUGAAUUGAUAACCUACUGCAAUUAAAGCAUUGUGAAAAUUGGUAGCUGUUACCAGAGCGGCCUAAUUUACAAGUAAUCGGCUGGGUUUUUAGAGAGCGGACAACUAUGACGAUUCGCGAUACGAUUGUAUUAAUUUGACCGCUCGGUUUCUAGUCACUAGUGUUUUGAAAGUGGAGCUGAAAUUGGACAGCAUUUAAAAUCUGUUCGAAAGUAUAUUUGUUUGUGAUAAGAAGCGCGCGGUUUAUUCAAAAGUGUUUUCACUGUGUAACUCAGAAAAAGGAGGACUGGCAACUGACAAGUCUUGGGAAUUUGAACGCAUUUCUAAUGGUUUUGACGACAUAUUGACAGGGGCCUUCGAGCUAAUUUAGGCCAACACCGAGGUUGUUUAUUUACAUUUGCUUGCUUCCUGCAAGUUGACAUUUGGUCAAUGCUGCAUCAAAUAAACUGGAGUUUUUUAAGUCCAGACGCAGUGAUAUUCCCAACAUAGUUGCACAGUCGUACUGCAGUUGGAAAUCGGAAAAUGAGCAACGAAGAAAUUACAUACGAGGAACAAGAAUCACGCUACUUGGAUAAUGAAAAGGAGUUAGCUGAAAAUUCACACUGGUUUGAUGGGCCUGUGGUAAACGAGGAUGGUGAAGACAAGGAAAAUGCAGAACUCGAUUCCAAGAACUUGGAAGAUGAUCAGUAUGACAAAAUGUUGUCGUAUGACUACAGAUACGCACCUCCCUUUCACGAGGCAUCAAGCGAGCAAGAAUUCCAGACACCCAAGGCACAUACAGAUUAUAAUUUUGACGAGAAAGAUUACAGGAGACAUCGCAAGAUAUCACAGCAUUAUCACGAGCCGAUUCGACCUAUUGUCAAAGAAAAAUCUAAAAAGAAACGUCGUUCGUCUAAAGAAGAGAAGAAGACUGAAAAGGAAAAAUUUUCGAAAUCACCACAGAAGUUUCCUGCCAUCAAGGUUUUGCCACAAAUUUCGGAGAACAAGGAGCUGACGCAAGAGCAGAUAUCCGACCACGAAACAGAGGGUGCGGUAUGGCCAAAGGACCAGAAAGAUGCAGGACAGCGCAAGCAUCGCCACAGGCAUAAACAUGACAGGGAGAAACGUGGUCAUCGGCGACAUCACCAUCAUCGCGGCUUCAGCGAGUCAGACAGCCUGGAAUCCAGGGUUCGGACUGGCCUUCAAACCCUUGAGGAGGAGAAGAAGGCUAUUUUCGACAUAUCGCAGGAACUAAAAGAGGACCAAGUCUUAAGAACUUUAGAUCUCAAAGAUCGGGAUACCAUUCAAAGUCAUCGUUUUGAAGACCUCAACGGCGUGCGAAGACGUGUAUCCCGGCAGAGACCGAAAUCUGGAAUGACCACCCAUAUAACUCACGGUGAACCGACGGAAAAACCCGCUCAUGUGCAAAUAACGCUACCCAAGUACAAGUACGAUCAUGUCCCAAAAGAGGGCUUCGUCGAGCUAGAGGAGCUUACAUGUGGCACGGACAACGAGAUGCAAUGGAAAGAGCGUGCAAGAUGGAUCAAGUUUGAAGAAGAUGUCGAGCAGAACGAGCAAUGGGGCAAACCUCAUAUUGCCUCGCUUUCCUUCCACAGUCUCUUAGAAUUGAGAAAAGGCAUAGAAUCAGGAACUGUUCUUCUGGACCUUGAAUCGUUUGAUUUAAAUUCAAUUUAUGAAUCGGUUGCGGAAAACAUGGUUAUAACUGACCAGCUAAGCAGAGCCAACAAAGAAAAGGUGAUCGACGUACUUCUGUCCAAGCAUCGUCAUCAGCAUCAACAGAGCAGACUGAAGAGGAAUUUCUCAUUUUCAAGUCUGAGCUCGUUUACAAUGGAUAACUCUAGUACUUCCGGGCGCGAAAAGGACAGUGGGAUCGACAGUAACGUGGACGUUGAUAUAAAGCACGAAGAAGAACCCCAAAAGGAUCAGACUCAAGUGGAUAAUAACGUUGUAGCAAAUAAAGAUUCUGUCGUAUUUGAACUUGGCGAUAUAGAAAUGGAUUCGGACGAAGUAGAUCAUCAUAAGGAACCUUUUAUGAAAGAAUCGUAUUUUAUCGAUUCUGAUGAUGACGAAAAGCGAGCUACUGUGAAAUUCGGACCAACAACGGUUGAAGAGACAGGAGAAUUCAAAACCGAGUCUGAUGUCAAAAGCCGGGUCCCUGUUGGUGCGGAAGCAACUUCCGUAUUGGUCGGAACGUUGCCGGAUCUUUAUCAGCCAACGAUGGCCUUCGUUCGAUUAGCUAAGGGAUGUUUUCUGGGAAAUCUCACGGAAGUGUCUAUUCCAGUUAGAUUUCUUUUUAUUUUGCUUGGCCCAGAGUCACGAAAGAAGGAGUACUAUGAGAUAGGCAGAUCAAUUGCCACUUUGAUGUCUGAUAAGAUUUUUCAUGACUUGGCUUAUGCUGCAAAGAAUAGAGACGAUCUGCUGUCGGCCAUUAACUCUUUUCUUGAUGACAGCGUAGUACUAGCACCUGGAGACUGGGACCGACACCUUUUGCUGCCUCUUCUUGAAGCAGAGGUAGCCAUUAAGAAACGACACCGUAAGAUGUUGCUUAGAGAAAAAGCCGCAGCUCAUGAAAUGCCCGCUGAUUUGAACCCCUUCAUUAGAACUGGUCACAUUUUCGGUGGUUUGAUCCGAGAAUUCCGACGCAAAAAGGCGCAUUUUGUUUCCGAUUUCAAAGACGGCCUAAACCUCCGCUGUGCAAUCGCCUUAAUAUUUAUUUUCUUUGCAACUCUUGCGCCGACGAUCACUUUCGGUGGACUUCUGGGCAAAAAGACCGACGGAUGGUUAGGAGUGCAAGAGACAUUAAUCGCCACGUCUUUCGGUGGAAUCCUGUUUGCUCUUUUUGCUGGACAGCCGCUGAUAAUCAUUGGGACGACGGGACCUAUUCUCGUAUUUGAACAAGCAACAUAUGAGUUUUGCAAUCUGCUGAAUAUUGAGUUCAUGGCAAUGCGGUUCUGGAUUGGUCUGUGGGUCUUGGUCAUCCUGCUUGGCGUUGUCGCAUUCGAGGGUUGCUACCUCGUUGAAUAUUUUUCAAGAUUCACCGAAGAAGUCGUUUCGGUUCUUAUUUCAUUUUUCUUCCUUUAUGAAGCAGUCUAUUUCCUAAUAAAGGUUUUCAAAGAACACCCAUUAAAAUUGUCAUAUGAAUCUUUAGAACAAGCAGAUCUCAUAGAAAAAUAUUUUGUAAAUUACACAGAGCAAAUUUGUAACAUUAGUUUACCUGAACUAGUAAGAAAUGAAAGCAUCACAGAGGCUCCUUCGCUGUCACCUAAUAAUGUUGGGCGGCCGAACACUGCCCUAAUGAGCUUGGUCCUCCUUAUUGGAACAUUCUUAAUUGCCUUCUUUUUGCGCAAGUUUCGAAAUAGUCAUUUUUUCUCCAGUAAAUGGCGAAGGAUUAUGAGUGACUUUGGUGUGCCUAUCGCAAUGAUAUUCAUGGUUUGUGUAGAUUUAACAACUGACAAUAUAUUCACGGAAAAAAUAAACAUUCCACAGACAUUAAGACCCACCAAAGCAGAGCGACGUGGAUUUUUCGUCAAUCCACUUGGAGAUAAGAAAAGACUCGAGCUAGGCUAUAUUGUGCUUGGUGUAAUUCCGGCAAUUUUAGUCAGCAUUUUGAUAUUCAUGGAGACUGAACUGACGGGAGUCUUGCUCAAUAAAAAGCGGAAUAAACUCAAGAAAGGUGGUGGCUUCAACUUAGACCUGUUUAUGAUGGGAGUGCUGACAGGAAUUUCGUCUGUAUUCGGCUUGCCUUGGAUGUGUGCCGCCACCUUAAGGUCGGUGCAGCAUAUCAACGCGUUGGUCAUUAUGAGUAGAUGUCAUGCGCCUGGAGAACGUCCGUUUCUAGUCGAAGUGAAGGAGCAAAGGCUCACCAAUGUAGCUAUUCAUAUAUUAGUAGGUUUAGUCCUCUUCAUGUCUGACGUCAUCAGAGAGAUCCCGUACGCUGUUCUACUUGGGGUGUUUCUGUAUCUGGGCCUCAUUUCAUUGUUCAGUGGCAUUCAAUUUAUGGAGCAGAUGCGACUUUUCUUCACCCCCCGAAAAUAUCACCCUAACAAAAGAUACAUUUAUAUGAUUCCUCUUUACAAAAUUCUGAUUUACACUGCUGUGCAGCUUUUGUGCCUGAUCAUUCUAUUUGUAAUCAAACUCACUCCAGUGGCGCCGAUGUUCCCCUUUUUCUUCCUUAUUAUGGCUGUCAUCAGAAAGUAUCUUGGACGUUUUUUUACUGAAGAAGAGCUCGAAGAGCUUGACAAUGAGGAGGAUUCAAAAGAGUACGACAGUGAUCUGGAUGAAUAUGAUACGGUGUAUCUACCAAUAUAAUUUCAGAGCAAAUCCUUUGUUUGUUAAUGGCUAAGAUACCCAGUACGAGAGCCAAUCGUUUGCAGUGCAGAGGUAUUUCAUUCAUCCUAAAUUCUAAGCUUGAAUCUAAAGCUGAAAAUGCUCAAGAGUUUUUCCAGGCUGUUUCGCUUUUAGACUUGUGACGUCAUUGUGAACAAAUUUCGAUUUUCUUGAGUUUGAUUAGCUGUUUUUGUCAUUUUUAUUGUUGUUGUUGUUGUGGCUGUUUUGUGGUUUGAUUUCAAGCGUGUAUUUAUGUAUGAACUCAUUUCCUAAGCGGUCAUUUCAUUCUGGUUUUCUUUCAUGCAAACCCUUUUGACUUUUGAAAGUUCAAAAAUUCGAAUAAGCAUGUCUGUAUGCACAUCUGCAAUCCCCCGCUUGUACGCCUUUGUUAAAUAAGCAAAAUGAAAAUUAUUAGUUUAAAUAACACUUGGUCUUUUCGACAUUGGAAGGACCAAUAAAUACUGUUCUCUUCAUAAAAUCUUAUAUCUUUUUGAAUCAUAUCAAUUGGCAAGAACUAUGUAAUGUAAAUGAAAUUGGGAUUCAUUAGAAAUUAUUGAAGGGCCCACCCAUACCACUCCCUGUUCUGAUUUUCUAGGACGUUAGCCUGUGCGAAGACUCGGCUGGUUUUCCCUGCGAUGAAUUUUGUUGAAUGGAUAAUGGGUUUACUCUCCCAGUAGAAAAUCAUUUAGGGUUUCUUGUCCAGAGAAAAACCUCUGGUGAUAAUAAAUUCAGAUUAUAUAGUCAUAAUUCCCAACGUGUUAACUUCCUUAUUCCAUUUAAAAUUUACUAACUUUGUUUUAACAAGAUAUUACUUGGUUCUUUUACCUAUUUUAUAAUGCAAUGAAACAAUUUUUAAUAAAUGAAUCUUCCUUAUACCUUUGUGACCGUUGAGGAACAGAAGCAAUUUUGUUUUGUUUUCAAUAUCUCUGAUUCAGAUUCGGUUUAGAAUCUCAUUUUGAAGAGUAAACCAAUUUUGUUCAGAAUUAUUUUUUUUUCUGUGAAAAUUUAUAAUAUACUAUAUAUAUAGUUGUUCAUAUUUUGUAGAAAACAGUCGAAAUUUUGUGUGAUUUAGUAAAACUAAAUUAAUACAGCUUGUCUAAGGCAACAAUGGAGACGGAUGAUUUUGUAGGUUUUUAUAAAUGCUUCACUGUCAAAGCAAGACACUCGGUGUAUAGAUGCAUAUCCAUAGUACCUUGACCCAUUACAUUAGCUAGAGGCUCAACAUACUUCAUGUGCCUUCGAUGGAUUAACAUUUCUCCAAGCAAGCAUCGACCAUUUGACUCAGAAAAACAACAUUUGUUCAAAUUUGCACUCAUUCAUAGCCUUUUAAGUGAACGUUUUCGUUAUGUAAUAACAAAAAGUCUUAAUCCCACUCAGUAUUCAGCGACCUUGACGUAGGCGAAUUUUAGAGCAGAGUGCAGGCGUUCUUUAAUUGACAAAGUACAAACGAAGUAUUUUGGUGUUGUAGGGAAUUUUAAAUGUGUUUUCAAGCAGGCUUUAACGUGGCUAUUUUUUCACUUGGAAGUAAUUAUGCUUGUUUAUAUGUUCUUUUGAAAAAGGACUGAGUUUCCAGAUGAUUCUCCACGCCAAUUUGUACAUUUUUUAAUUAGCCUUGUUAUGACGUGUAGAACUAAUCCAAUUGUGCAUAUAUACAAAACGCAUUAAUCGAUCAUCCAA